Molecule: messenger RNA, 2836 nt
Organism: Struthio camelus australis
Lineage: Eukaryota; Metazoa; Chordata; Aves; Struthioniformes; Struthionidae
Gene: EYA2
Product: EYA transcriptional coactivator and phosphatase 2
Biological process (GO): negative regulation of extrinsic apoptotic signaling pathway in absence of ligand; cell differentiation; multicellular organism development
Cellular component (GO): nucleus
Molecular function (GO): protein tyrosine phosphatase activity
Source: RefSeq, a predicted model, not a curated record
CCGCGCUUAUGUGCGGAGGCUCUGUAGAAAGCCAGCAGUCUGCUAUGGGCUUGCGGUAUAAGGAAAUGCUAGAUCUAGUGAUAUCACCCAGCCUGACUGUAAACAGAGAGUGCUCCGACAGACUGAAGCUCAGCCUUUCUAACAUUUAUGCCGCGGCUCCAGAUGACAUAGAAGGUAAGUCAAAGCAAAUUUUUCACAGGCAGUUUGAUGCUGAGUCAGGCAACAGCAAAGCAGCACCACAGUGUCCUCUCCAUCUGUACUCCACAAAACAUUAUCCCCAUAUAGUGACAGUCCCGCCCUUCCCAGCAAUGGCAACAUACGGACAGACUCAGUACAGCGCGGGAAUCCAGCAAGCUGCUGCUUACACGGCCUACCCUCCUCCAGGGCAACCCUAUGGGAUACCCUCCUACAGCAUCAAAACAGAAGACAGCCUGAGCCAUUCCCCAGGGCAGAGCGGGUUCCUUAGCUAUGGGUCCAGCUUCGGUACGCCAACAGCCGGACAAGCCCCAUACACCUACCAGAUGCACGGCACAACGGGGAUUUACCAAGGAGCCAAUGGCCUGGCAAAUUCUGCAGGAUUCAGCGCUGUGCAUCAGGAAUACUCCUCGUACCCAAGCUUUCCUCAGAGCCAGUACUCUCAGUAUUACAGCUCUUCCUACAACUCUCCCUACGUGUCGGCAAACAGCAUCAGCCCUUCAGCCAUCCCCACAUCCACUUACUCGCUGCAAGACUCGUCGCACAAUAUCAGCAGCCAGAGCACAGAGUCGCUCUCUGGGGAAUAUGCCACGACACCAGCCAAAGAUAUAGAAACAGACAGGCACCACAGAGGGGCGGACGGCAAGGUACGAGCCCGCUCAAAAAGAAGCAACGAUCCUUCCCCUACUGCUGACAAUGAGAUCGAGCGUGUGUUUGUGUGGGACUUGGAUGAGACGAUAAUUAUUUUUCACUCCUUACUCACGGGAACCUUUGCAUCCAGAUACGGGAAGGACACUACAACGUCUGUGCGGAUAGGUCUUAUGAUGGAAGAAAUGAUCUUCAACCUGGCAGAUACACAUCUGUUCUUUAAUGACCUGGAGGACUGUGACCAGAUCCACAUAGACGACGUGUCAUCAGACGAUAACGGUCAGGAUCUAAGCACGUACAACUUCUCAGCGGACGGCUUUCACAGUUCAACGGCCAGCGCAAACCUGUGCUUGGGCUCCGGCGUUCACGGCGGAGUUGACUGGAUGAGGAAAUUAGCGUUCCGCUACCGUCGGGUGAAAGAGAUGUACAACACCUACAAAAACAACGUAGGGGGUUUAAUAGGCGCUCCUAAGAGGGAAACCUGGCUGCAGUUGAGAGCAGAACUUGAAGCGCUGACUGAUCUCUGGCUCACACAUGCUCUGAAGGCUCUGAAUUUGAUACAUGCCCGGUCUAACUGUGUGAAUGUGUUGGUCACCACAACUCAGCUUAUACCGGCUCUUGCUAAAGUGCUUCUCUAUGGACUGGGCACUGUCUUCCCCAUUGAAAACAUUUACAGUGCAACAAAAACAGGGAAAGAGAGCUGUUUUGAAAGAAAAAUGCAAAGGUUUGGAAGAAAAGCUGUGUACAUUGUAAUAGGAGAUGGUGUUGAAGAGGAACAGGGAGCAAAAAAGCACAACAUGCCAUUCUGGAGAAUCUCUUGUCAUGCUGACCUGGAAGCUCUUCGGCACGCCUUGGAACUUGAAUAUUUGUAGCAGACCCAAACAUCUUAGCACUGUGAGGGCUUCACUCAAACUAUUACAUCGGUUCCACCUAUUCCUCAGCAUUUUCUUAUUAAAAAAAAAAAAAAUCCCACAGCAACUGCAGUUUUUCUUUUUUUGAAGGAGAACCAUUUCAGUGGAAGCCUUUAAGAACUUGCAGCCAAAGAACAUUGUAUCAAGACCUUCUUCCUUUGAACAGAGGAAAAAUCUUCAGCUAACCCACUGGGGAUCCUGCAGUUCUUUGGUUAAGCUGGAUGCAUAGAGCUGUAACUGCCUUUUUUUUUUUUUUUUGUUGCCAUCAACGAUAAACACAAAAGACUAGAAAUGUUGGGUCUACUUGUCAGUUUUCUUGCUUCUGAAGGGGGAAGUGGACAUAGUAAGGAAUCUCUCAGCAUGCCCUGUGCACAAUACAUCGCAUGGGACCUUCUGAAAAUAAGAGUGAAACUGUUGUUUUUUUGUUUUGUUUUUGUAUUUUUUUAAUUUAUGAACUAAUCUCAUUACUCUGGUAUUAAGCUCUGUACCUGUGUUUUAAAUCUGGCUUUUUGAGGUGGAUGGGUGGGGAAAGUCCUGCCGUUCUAAAUUAAUAGUUCACUUCUCCAGGACAAAAUGGAGAAAAUCAUAUUAUGUACAUUAAUAAUAACGACACAUGGGAUUGUUGGUAAGAACUAUAGCUGUGUUUUUAAAUCUUAUAUAGAUGGUAUGUGGACUGUGCAUGUGUCUACACGGUGCCUUAUGCUGCCAUCUUGGGUUUGGGGGUGGGGAAAAUACCUUGUGAUGAGUGAAAGGCAUUAAAUAAAAAAAAAAAGUGUUUACAUUCUGGGGGACUAGAUCACCUGCCUUCUCUUCUCUCCAGCCACUCAUGGAUCUAGUGAUAGAUGUAGAAUACAUACUCUCCCUUUCAAGCUGGGGUUGGACUGGAAGGACUCCAAGAGCCAGAGCCCCUCAGAUGUAAAACACAGUGUGUGGCCAACUGUUGUCUGUUGGUAGCGCAGAGUGAAGACGGUUGCCUGGCUGCGUCCACUAGGAGGGAACGUGGACAGUCAGCAAACCCUACUCGUCUUGCAAAGGAAGAUAAAGUGCAAGCAAAUACUGCAGCUGUGCAUAUUUAUUUCUAU